Messenger RNA from Dermatophagoides pteronyssinus (European house dust mite), 1195 nucleotides. RefSeq lists its product as uncharacterized. Gene Ontology annotation, biological process: cytokine production; positive regulation of transcription by RNA polymerase II. The record is from RefSeq and is a predicted model, not a curated record. Lineage: Eukaryota; Metazoa; Arthropoda; Arachnida; Sarcoptiformes; Pyroglyphidae.
UAUUUAUUUUUUCAUUUUAUUUUCAUGCUAAAUAAAAUUAUUGUUCGAUUUUUUUUUUUAAAUAUCUGUUUACAUUUUUCAGUCCGAUUUUAACAUUCCAAUGCGAAAAACAAAGCAGAAGAUUGUACUUGCAUCCGAUUCUGAAGAUGAUUCUGAUGAUGAUAAUAUGAUGAAAACAUCAGCUAAUGGUAAUACCGUUUGUUCAAGGUUUAUUUCUUCAGAUUCUCUCAAUUCGUACCGUAAAUUUUUAAAUAAUGAUCAUUUUCAGAAGAAAAUUUUGGAAAAUGAUCCACCAAAGAAAAUUGAUCAAGUCAAAGAAAAAUCUUUAGCAAAUGAUAACGAUAAAAUUGCUGAUGAUCAAUCAGCAAAAAUAAUCGUUAAUGAUAUUAGAAAUCAUACUAACGAUGGUAAUAUUCCAAGUAUUAAUGAUGAUAAUCAACUUGAUCAAAAAACAAGAAAAAGACAUCAUUCACCCGAUUCGUUGAAUUUACCACAAAUAAAACCUCCAACAACAAAGGAUAAUGACAACAUAACCGACCAGCACUCAUCACCAGAAAUUGUAGAAUUAUCUGAUACUAGUAACUCACCAAUACCUAUUGUAAAUUCUUCGAUAAUUCAAGAUGAUGAAGAAAUCAACAAUGCUAUAAAUGAAUGGAUACGAAUUCGUGUUCAACGAUUAGAUAGAAUCGAAUACUUUAGGAUGCUUCGUACACAAUCAUUUUCAACUAUAUUCGAUCAAAUAGCCGAACGUUUUGAUGUUUCCAUUUCUCGAUUAAUUUUAUAUCUGAACGAUAAAAUUGUUGAUGCAAAAUCAACACCCAACUCUAUAAAUCUAUCUUUUGCUGAUAUAUUUGAAAUGAUUGUCCGUUCAGAAGAUCAAACAGAUGAAACUGGAACAGCCAUACAAUCGAACAAUGAUGAUCCGAAUAUGAUUGAAUUACAUCUUCGUGAUUCAAGUAAAAAACGUCUUACAUGUCAUGUUAAUCGAUUCGAAAAUGUUCGAUAUUUAGCUGAAAUUUUUGCUAAAGAUCGUUGUAUUCCAAUUGAAAAAAUUCUACUAAAAUUUGAUUCUGAAACAAUGGAUUUAAUGCAAAAAAUCGAUGCAUGUGACCUGGAAAAUGAUGAUCAAAUCGAUGUUAUUAUUAAACAAUAAUAAAUUACUUAUGAAUAUAUUUUUUUAUAAAUUCAGAUUUUA